AUGAUUCAAAAAACAAUACGUGAAGAGUUUAGCGACGCAACUCUACUAUGUAUUGCACAUCGUUUAAGAACCGUUGUAGAUUAUGACAAAAUUUUAGUGUUAGAUGCUGGAAGAAUCGUGGAGUUUGAUCAUCCAUAUAUUCUCCUCCAAAAGCCAGACUCAAUGUUUCGUGGAAUGUGUGAUCGAAGUGGUGAUUUGGAAGAAUUGGUCAACAUUGCUAAGGCAAAAUAUGACAAUGAUUAUGGCAAUAAUUGUGGCA
Molecule: messenger RNA, 259 nt
Organism: Racocetra persica
Lineage: Eukaryota; Fungi; Glomeromycota; Glomeromycetes; Diversisporales; Gigasporaceae
Source: the annotation of a GenBank genome assembly